UUGUCUUCUCACAGUAUAUUUCCCAGAGACUAGUAUUCGAGAAGUGAAACUGAACAUACUACUCCUUCAGGGGGAGGACGAGCUUCGGAGGUCUUUUUAUUGGGCUGGCUUACCAUUGGGCACACACAACCCCCUCGCCAUGAAUGGUGUCGCAGCUGCCCUCCUUGUGUGGAUUCUGACUUCUCCGAGCAGCAGUGACCAUGGCAGCGAAAAUGGUUGGCCCAAGCACACGGCCUGCAACAGUGGGGGCUUGGAAGUAGUCUACCAGAGCUGUGAUCCCUUACAGGAUUUUGGCCUUUCCAUUGACCAGUGUUCCAAGCAGAUCCAAUCAAAUCUCAACAUUAGAUUUGGCAUCAUUCUGAGACAGGAUAUCAGAAAGCUGUUUCUGGACAUAACUCUGAUGGCAAAAGGCUCUUCUAUUCUGAACUACUCCUAUCCCCUUUGUGAGGAGGACCAGCCCAAGUUCUCAUUCUGUGGAAGAAGAAAAGGAGACCCAAAGAUGCUUUAUUGUUUAUGAGAACUUGGGUCUGUUCUGCACUGGGCUCCCCAGAAGUUGCUCUCUGCCAGCUGCUCCCUUCUGCCAGUUUUCAUUGACCAUGGGGUGUACAAUUUAAACGCAUGUUCCAGAAACACACCCUUGACCGUUUCUCCUCCACUCCAAGAGCCCAGACCUUUAAGUAGCAAGGAUCCUGUCAAAAUGACCUGUGAUGGUUUGUAUAUGCUCAGCCCAUGGAGUCGCACUAUUAAAAGGUGUAGCCCUGUUGGAGUAGGUAUGGCCUUGUUGGAGUAGGCAUGUCACUGUGGGUGUGGGCUUUAAGAUCCUCAUCCUAGCUGCCUAGAAAUCAGUAUUCUGCUAGCAGUCUUCAUAUGAAGAUGUAGAACUCUCAGCUCCUCCUGCACCAUGCCUGCCAGGAUGCUGCCAUGUUGCUGCCUUAAUGAUAAUGAACUGAACCUCUGAAUCUGUAAGCCAGCCCCAAUUAAAUGUUGUCCUUAUA
Mus musculus (house mouse) is the source of this 995-nucleotide messenger RNA. RefSeq names its product lymphocyte antigen 86 (gene Ly86). Gene Ontology annotation, biological process: immune response. The record is from RefSeq and is a predicted model, not a curated record. Lineage: Eukaryota; Metazoa; Chordata; Mammalia; Rodentia; Muridae. The coding region runs from base 140 to 517 and encodes 125 amino acids. The transcript has 4 exons. Gene Ontology annotation, cellular component: extracellular region.